CUUUUUCAACUGCGAAUCUUUAAAGUGGAACACGAAUAGCCUUAGUUGCUGAACUUUGCAAGAGGCUGACUGGCUGGUCCUACUCUCAUUUUUGGAUUCUGUAUGCAAGUUCUCUGUGCCGUUCCUCGUCGUAUGUGAGAGGGUGUGUCGAUGUACCCCACUGGAAAGGGUUAGUGGUGCCGUACGCACAAGCAAAAAGGGCAAGUUUUUGACUAGCUGCACGUGAAAGCAGUUUCAUAGGUGCUAGCUAACUGUUCAGGAAUGGCAGUUUGGACCAGAGCUGAUAAAAACGGUCAAUUGGACCUACUUCUCCGCGAUCGCUGGAUCCGUGUUUCCGCCGAACUUACCAGAGAAACGCUGACUUUAACGGCCGAGGCGGAUGUAAGCGGACAGGGGACCAACCAUGGGGGUCACAGCACUUCCCUGGAUGAUAUGAGAAAUGGUAUGUCGAAUGGAAGCGAAUCGGGAUCGAGGUCAGCGCACCUUGGCCGGAGUCUGUCUUCUGGCCAGGGACAACUUCAGAAAGGGUGCAGCAGCAGCCCUGGUCGCGUGGGUAGUCCAUGUGACGGCGCCUACGGAUUAAGCAGCCCCGGGAAGUGCUCGAAUAACGGCACAAACUGUGACUUUGGGAGUCCUGGGUCGAGCGAUGGCAGUCCCGGGUCGAGUUCCGGUUCGGGGCAAGGCGAAGUUCCAGUUUGUGGAGACGUCUGCACGGAGGCUGUGCGAAAGGUCCGAGUUGUGAAACAAGAGUCUGGCGGGCUAGGGAUCAGUAUCAAAGGAGGGCGCGAGAAUCGGAUGCCGAUCCUUAUCUCCAAGAUUUUCCCGGGGCUCGCUGCAGACCAAAGUCGCGCGCUUCGGGUGGGCGACGCUAUCCUGUCUGUCAACGGGAACGACCUCCGGGAGGCAACGCACGACCUGGCGGUACAGGCCUUGAAGAAGGCAGGCAAACAAGUGACGCUGGAGGUGAAGUACAUUCGUGAGGUUUCUCCACUAUUCAAGAAGAUUUCCUUGGUGGCUGACUUGCCAUGGAAUGGUGUUGGGCCACUUUCUCCCAGCUACAACGGGAGUGAGGAUUCUGGAUCUCCUAGACGCAGCUCCUCCAAAGACAGGAAGGUUAUGAGCUUGAAGAUGUGCUUCAUCAGUCGGAACCUAACCAUGCCAGACUUGGAGAACAGACUGUUGGAGCUCCAUUCCCCUGAUGGGCAGCACACAGUGGUACUUCGCUGUAAAGAUGCACCCACUGCCAACUCCUGGUUCACUGCCAUCCACACCAAUAUUGCCGCCCUGCUCCUACAGACUCUGGCUCACAUCAAUGCUUACCUGGGAGCCUCUGCCUCGGUCUCCCCACAGCCUCACCUGAAACACAUCGGGUGGUUGGCUGAGCAGGUCCAGCUGGAAGGUGGACGGCAGCAGCACAGACCCGUUGUCAUGGCACUUACAGAAAAAGACAUUCUGCUCUUUGAGUCUGUGCCAUGGGGUAGAGAAUCGUGGGCGUUGCCUUUGGUCACACACCCAUUGCUGGCAACAAGACUGGUGCGUUCUGGCAGUGUCCGCGGCACUCCUCCCCAGAGUUCUGACCUGGUCUUUGCUACUCGGACUGGCACAGGGCGAGGCAUUGAAUCACACAUCUUUCGCGUGGAGACCCACUGGGAUCUGUCUUCAUGGACAAGAGCCCUAGUACAAGGUGCACAUUCAGCUGCAGAACUCAUCAAAGAAGUCUCUAUUGGAUGCACAUUGAACAGACAAGAUGUCCGGCUGACACUGCACUAUGAGAAAGGCUUCACUGUGAUGAAGGAGCCAGCCGAACCAGCCAGUGGCGCUGUGCUGUUCCGAUACCCUUAUGAAAAACUGAAAAUGUCUGCUGAUGAUGGAAUACGCCACCUUUACCUUGAUUUUGGGGGUCCUGAGGGAGAAAUGGUAUUUGACCUCCACUCUGGUCCAAAGCCAGUUGUGUUUGUCCUCCAUGCUUUCCUUUCAGCCAAGCUCACUCGUAUGGGUCUGCUCACAUAAAGUCACAUCAACGUGAGAGAACUUUUCACCAAAGAGCCCGACACACCUUGGACAAAUUUCCCUGGAUGGUGAUAUCCUUCCAAAUCUUCACAGCUUCACAGAACCUUUGGACCUGACAUCGCAGGCAUAAAUCCCAUCAUCACUCUCUCCUCUUAUAAAAAUGUGCCUUCACUUCAAUUUUCUUCUUUCUUUCCCACAACAGCUUUAUUGCUAGAUCGAGUCUUAAAGUGGUAUUUUUUUUUUUUAAUCAUUCCAGUGUUUGUUUAGUGAUUAUUUGAGCCCAUGGGUCUCCAAGUCCGGUCCUCGGAAGCCCUGUUUUUGGUGUUUCCCGAGCUCUGACAGACAUGAUUCAAAUGAGGGAACAAAGCUUGCUGAAUCUGGUGGCUUGGGAAACAAAAAAA
Hippocampus comes (tiger tail seahorse) is the source of this 2411-nucleotide messenger RNA. It is a transcript of the gene sntb2, whose product is annotated as syntrophin, beta 2. Lineage: Eukaryota; Metazoa; Chordata; Actinopteri; Syngnathiformes; Syngnathidae. The record is from RefSeq and is a predicted model, not a curated record. Gene Ontology annotation, molecular function: structural molecule activity; protein binding. The transcript has 7 exons. Gene Ontology annotation, cellular component: synapse; dystrophin-associated glycoprotein complex; intracellular anatomical structure. The coding region runs from base 262 to 2010 and encodes 582 amino acids.